GUGGGCGCGCUGGGGCGGCUCAUCGUGGGCAGCCGCUUCUCCGCGGAGUUCGACGAGGACCCGCGGCGCUGGCGGCUGGCUGCCGAGGUGCUGACCAGCGCGGGGCUGGCGCUGGAGGCGUCCACAUGCCUGGCGCCGCACCUCUUCCUGCAGCUGGCGUGCGCGGGGAAGUUCUGCCAGGCGCUGGGCAAGGGCAUGGGCAAGCCCGUGUUCCGCGUCAUUCAGACGCACUUCGCGCGGGCGGCCAACGUGGGGGCGGUGGCGGCCAAGGAGGAGGUGUGGGAGGUGGUGGCGCAGAUGGCGGGGCUGGCGGCCAGUGUGGCGCUGCUGGGGGGCGUGCAGCGGGCAGGUGGCUCCGACGCCUCCGUGCUCUCCCUGUGGGCCGCCAUCCAAACCCUGCACGUGGCCCUGCGCUACCGCGCCCUCACCACCCUCACCUUCCCCUCCCUCUCGCUCAAACGGGCCGCGCUGCUGGCAAGCGAGUGGGUGCGAGGCAGGCCGCUGCCUGACGUGGCAGCCGGCAACGCGAGGGAGCCCGUCAUGACCGAUCCGUGGGACGUUCGGCCGCGGGUGCGAAUGGGGUGCAGCGUUGCCGAGGCGUAUGGAUCCGGUUUCGGAGCUGGUAGUAGUAGGGGGGAUGAGGGGGGCGAAACGUCUGGGUCCUUGUCUGGGUCGUUAAAGCAGUGGACGGGAGGCCUGGUAGUAGCCGGGUCGGGGGUGACCGGGAAUAGGGAUGAGGGGCGUCACAAGGAGGGGACAAAACACGUGCCAGGUGCCGCCGCAGCAUCAUCACAGGCAGUGGCGCUGCUGCUGUCGUACAUUGAGUUGUACGACAAGGAGGGUUACGUGUUGGUUUGGCGAGCAGGUACGGCACAUGUGGUGCUGAAGGAGGGGCACACGGGUCGGGACCUGUUGCGGGCGGUGUGGCAGGCGGCGUGGCUGGACUGCUGGCGGGGUAGCGGCAGUGGCAGCAGUGGGGAC
This is a messenger RNA of Astrephomene gubernaculifera, 981 nucleotides long. NCBI's taxonomy places the organism in Eukaryota, Viridiplantae, Chlorophyta, Chlorophyceae, Chlamydomonadales, Astrephomenaceae. The record is from the annotation of a GenBank genome assembly.